Molecule: messenger RNA, 6976 nt
Organism: Triplophysa dalaica
Lineage: Eukaryota; Metazoa; Chordata; Actinopteri; Cypriniformes; Nemacheilidae
Gene: als2b
Product: alsin Rho guanine nucleotide exchange factor ALS2 b
Exons: 37
Coding region: 597-5651 (1684 amino acids)
Molecular function (GO): guanyl-nucleotide exchange factor activity
Source: RefSeq, a predicted model, not a curated record
UAGCGUCGGUCGGCAGUUUACUAGAUAUUUUACAACGGUUUCGCUUCUUUCCAAAAGUACAGCAUUUUACCCCCAAAGUACGUUCUAUUUCAAAUAAUUUCAGUUUCUGUUGUCAGAAAACGGAACGAGUGUGAAACUGAACGCGACUCCUGAAACUUUAGGCGCUAAUGAAAGAACAGCAGCGGUUUUAGAUGAGUCCCUGGUGGGGGGGGGGGGAUGAGUCCCAAAAGUGAAGAGAUUAGUCAUCAGUCGUUUUCUUGGAAAAAGUCAGUCAUAAACAUAAACAAUUAUAGUAUUCUCUCCUGCUUGUCUGGAUAGCAAACGCGGAUACGUAAAUUGACUUCUGGUUUGUCCCUCUUGCUUUUCCGUCGACCGAAGCGCUUAUCGACAACACCAUAACAACACCAGCUAUUACUGUACCAUCAUCAUCUGCUGUGUGCGACCAUCUGCUAUAUGUAAGAUCUCCCAUCAAGUGUUUUAAAAUCUGGAAAUAAAUGAUUUCCCGAGACGUCUUGGUGAGGUAUUACGUCGGAGACAUUGAGGUCUAACAUCACACGUGCCAAAUGCACCAGCUGUGACAUGGGGAACGUUUAAAGAUGGAAAAACAAAAGAGAGUAUGUGUGUUGUGUGUUUGUAGUUCUGGUGAGGAGGACGGAUCUUUGGAGACGGGUUUGCUUCAUACAUGGAGGGGAUAUUGUUACAGCACCACACCAGAAAGAGCUCUGCUCUCCCGGCCGGUGCUUCAGGCUGCCCUGGGGUCUAAACAUGGUGUUCUGCUGGUAGAGGGAGGGCAGGUCUACAGCUUUGGUGAACUGCCAUGGAAACAAAACCAAGCGUCAGCGUCGACCGAGCCACUAUUGGAGGCGGUGCUUAGUGAACAGCGUGUGAUUUUUGUAGCUGCUGGCUCCGCCCACAGUGGAGCCGUAACGGAAGAUGGAGGCGUACACAUGUGGGGAGAUAACGCUCACGGCCAAUGUGGCCUGUUCGGUCUGUCUGUUAUUCCUAACCCCACCCCUGUGGGCGUGGUUGAGCCUGAGACCACACCCUCUCCACCGGUCAAGAUCCUGGAGGUGGCGUGUGGUGACCAGCACACUCUUGCUCUUUCAGCCAAGCAUGAAGUCUGGGCCUGGGGCAGCGGGUGUCAGCUGGGUUUGAACACAUCAACCUUUCCUGUCUGGAAGCCUCAGAAGGUGGAGUGCCUGGCGGGAAAGCACGUGCUGCAGGUGGCGUGCGGGGCUUCUCACAGCCUGGCUCUGGUGCGCUGUCCACUUCCUCCGCAGGAACUUCGGAAACCCCCCGUAGACAAGUGCGGUCAUUGCCAUCAGCUGCUCUACACAAUGACGGACAAGGAGGACCAUGUCAUCAUCUCAGACGGCCAUCACUGUCCAUUAGGUGUGGAACCGGAGAGCGGAGAGAACAAAUCUGUAUCCUCCAAUCCCAGCCAGAUGCCACAAUCUACUUCCGGCACCUUUCCUUCAUCUACAACUCCACCUACAACUGAACUUCAAAAUCAUUCUCCUGCGUCUAAUCAAGAUCCUGUAGAACCGGCCGUGAAGGACUCGGAUGAGUUUGGUGGUCCGGUCACUAAUGGAGAGGUUUGUGUCGAAAUCUCGGAAACUGGCAUCCUUGAGUCGGAUAGCUGUAGGUCCUCCCCUUACCCUGAUGAGCAAGCAGUCAGAGCUUAUCUGAAGAGACUUUCCGAUCAUACUCUGGCAGAGCACACGCCCAAAACCUCCAGCACGGUUUACUCUGAUCAGGUCUCCAGUGACCCCGCUGCGUGUUUCACCCCUGACCCCCUGAUCCCCGUCGCCCAGUCCGUGACUCCGAUGGGGUCAGCACUGAAUAAUUUGGUUGUGUCGUGUGCCUCUGCAGUGGGGGGGCGCGUGGCAUCUACAUACGAGGCGAUGUCUCUGAGAAAAGUGAUUGGUUACUGGGCUCCCGGAGAAGGACGCGAGCGAGCGGAAGAGAGAAUCCGUCUGGAAGAGCCCAUGCAUGGCAAGAAAAGCUCCAGCCUCGGGGACAUCCGAGAGGAAGAGGCGGAGCUUAGCCGUCGCCUGUCGCUGCCGGGUUUGCUCUCUCAGGGUACACAUGCUGUUCUUCUUUUGCACUCGAUGUACCAUCUCUUGUCUCCUCGUCUUUUGCGGCGGACGAGUCGUACCCGUGGCCGUUCUGUCGCGCUCACAUCAGGAGAUAUACCUGAGGCCGACGCCCACCUGCCCUCCCUGCAGACAGAAGUGUGGAGCUGGGGGCGGGGCCAAGAAGGCCAGCUUGGACAUGGAGACGUCCUCCCCAGACCGCAGCCCGUCUGCAUUAAGGGUUUAAAUGGUAAAGAGGUGUUGAGAGUGGCCGCAGGUGCUUAUCACUCUCUCGCUCUGACCACACAAUCACAGGUGCUUUCCUGGGGCUGUAACACAUCUGGUCAACUGGGACACAUGGAAUCACCCACCACGUUCCCUCAUUAUUCCAAGCUAUCGGAAGGGAUUCGUGUGUGGGACAUAGGGGCGGGACAACAGCACACACUCUUAUUGGCUGAUGGAGAUUGCAUCCAGCCAAUCCUGUACUACAGUGGGCAGCAGGUGAAAGAAGAGGCGGAGCAAACAUCGGAGGAGCAGACGGGCAAAUACACGCAACAACCUGUGCUGCUUCCCUUCUGUAUGAAUUUGGGUUACGUGAGCAGCGUGUGCGCGGGUGGACAGACAUGCGCGGCGCUGGCAGAUCGUAACGUAAUCGGUUUUAAAAGCAGUCUGCACGAGCUGGCCGCCGCAGAGAGGAAAUACUACUGCAAACUCAGCAAUAUCAAGAACCUUCUGCUUCAGCCUCUGCUUAAACUGGACUCGCUAAGCUCCGCCCUCGGUCAGUCCUCUGCAGGGUUGCUGCAGAAUCUGAUUGGACGAUUAGGUCGGCUGUCACAGCUCACGGGACAAAACUCAGCGUCUCUGACUUCGUUGGUGAGGCGGUCACGUGAUGUCCGAGGUCUUUUACUUCUUGACGACUCGCAUCUGUUCCUGGACACAUAUUCAGAGUAUUGCUCUGCGGUGAGUGAUCUAUUGGUCAUGGGAGGAUUUCAGGCUCUUGUUAAGCCCUGCCAGGAUGUGUUUGGUAAGGGGGCAGAAGUUGUUCAGAGGUUGACUGAAUGUUCUGAAGAGGGUUUGACCUUAGCUGAUGUCCUGGCUCAUCUCUUUUACCUGCCCAUCAAACACCUGCAUGAAUACGGACGAGUGCUGCUCAAACUGUCUUCCUGCUACGAGAUGGGUUCUGUGGAUUAUCAGAAGCUGCAAGACUCCUACUCGAAAUACGAGUCGAUGGAUCUUCAUCUAAAUCGGAGGAGGAAGGAGGCAGAAUUCACGCUGCACUUCUGGAAGAGUUUUCCUGGGAAGAUGACCGAUUCUCUUCGCAAACCGUCUCGUCGGCUUAUCUGCGAGAGCAGUAAUAAAACUUUGACUCUUCAGAACUCCGGCCGUUUUUCAGUCAACUGGUUCAUCCUCUUCAACGACGCGCUCGUGCACGCACAGGGCAUGGUCCCCUAUAAAAGUUUUUUUUCCACUCAUCACGUCUUCCCAUUGGCUACGCUGUGGGUGGAGCCUAUUUCUGAGGAUAACGCUGGGCUGUAUGGGUUAAAGCUGACCUCACCUGAGGAGAGUUUUGCUUUACUGGCUUCAUCUCAGGCUGAAAAGGCGAAGUGGCUUCGUUCCAUAAACCAGGCAGUAGAGCAAGCUCUUAGUGGACUGGGGCAUGAUGGGAUACCUCCAUCCACAGGAGCGACGCAGAGAGCAGACCCGCCCAUUUCCCGCACAGCGUCAUAUACAUUCUACAAAGACAGUCGACUCAAGGAGGCCACGUACGAGGGCCGAUGGGUCUCCGGAAAACCUCAUGGGCGGGGGGUGGUCAAGUGGCCAGAUGGACGGCUGUAUACCGGCACGUUCAAGAACGGACUUGAAGACGGUUGUGGAGAAUAUGUUGUACCUAACAAAAAUCUGAACAGCUGUGAUCAUUACCAGGGACAGUGGAAAGAUGGCAAAAUGCACGGCUUUGGGACAUUCAGGUACGCCUCAGGUGAAGUGUACGAGGGCUCGUUUCAAGACAACAUGCGUCACGGUCACGGGAUGCUGCGUAGCGGGAAGUUAAACUCCACCUCCCCCAGUGUCUUCAUCGGCCAAUGGCAGUACGACAAAAAGUCUGGCUAUGGAGUAUUUGAUGACAUCACCAGGGGAGAAAAAUACAUGGGCAUGUGGGCUGACGAUCAGCGUCAAGGAAACGGAGUCGUUGUUACACAGUUCAGCCUCUACUAUGAAGGCGCUUUCAAUAACAACAAGAUGAUGGGAACCGGUGUGUUGCUCUCAGAAGACGACACCACAUUUGAGGGAGAGUUCUCAGAGGAUUGGACUCUUAGUGGAAAGGGCGUGUUGACGAUGCCUCACGGAGACUACAUUGAAGGUUCCUUCAGCGGGGUUUGGGGAACCGGACUGAAGAUGUCCGGUUCUUACUACAAACCCAGCUUGUAUGACUCGGACAAAGACAAAACUCACUCACUCAAACUGGGACGGUUAGCGGUUCACUCGGAAGAGAAGUGGAAGGCCGUGUUUGUGGAGUGCUGGCACAGACUGGGUUGUGAUUCUCCCGGACAGGUUGAAACCAGUACAGCGUGGGAUAACAUCGCAAUAGCACUCACUGCUAACAGAAGACAGCAGAGAGACAGUCCAGAGUUACUGACCCGCUCUCAUCACAAAACGCUGGAGAGUCUAGAGUUCAUCCCUCAACACGUUGGUCCUGUGACUUUAGACGUCUAUAACACAAUUCGUCGCUAUCUUGUAAAGGCGUGCGACACCCCGCUUCAUCCGCUGGGUCGUCUGGUGGAAACGUUGGUUUCGGUAUACCGCAUGACGUACGUUGGUGUCGGGGCCAAUCGCAGAUUACUGCCCCAGGCCGUCAAUGAGAUCAAGUCUUAUCUCAGCAAAAUCUUCCAGCUGGUCAGAUUCCUCUUUCCCGAUCUGCCGGAUGAAGGAGGGUCACUGGCUGAGCCCAAAAAGGAGAAGACCGGCCCAAGCAAUGCUGGGAAACAGCUGGAGUCUCCUAAACCUGGGUGUGUGGUGAGCAGCUCGGCUCUUCUGCUGCCGGUUCUUCUGCCUCGUCUCUAUCCUCCUCUCUUCACUCUCUACGCACUGGAUAAAGAGAAGGAGGAUGAUGUGUACUGGGAGUGUGUCCUGAGACUCAACAAACAGCCCGACCUCGCGCUGCUCGCGUUCCUCGGUGUGCAACAGAAAUUCUGGCCUGUGACUGUUACUGUACAUGGAGAAAAACAGCAGGUUUGUUCAAGCACUAAGGACGCCUGUUUUGCUGCGGCGGUUGAGACAAUACAGCAGAUCAGCACAACUUUCACCCCCUCAGACAAGCUCCAGGUCAUCCAGCUGACCUUUGAGGAGAUCACACAGGAAGUACUCGCGCUCCUGAAACAGGAUUUCCUGUGGUCUAUGGAUGACCUGUUUCCUGUCUUCCUCUUUGUGGUUUUGCGUGCACGGAUCAGAAAUCUGGGGUCAGAGGUCAGUCUGAUCGAGGACCUGAUGGAUCCUUGUGUUCAACACGGAGAGCAUGGAAUCAUGUUUACCACACUGAAGGCGUGCUACUAUCAGAUCCAGCACGAGAAGGUCACAUAAUACACAUAAUCUCUCCAAAACCAUCUGACUUACAAACACCCCAGCCAAUCACAGCGGGGUGGCGAACCGGCCGUGUUCAGCGUCCAGAUCACGUGUCCUGAGGGGGGUGAUGCUAUUGGCUGAGCUCUCAUCAUCACAGAAAAGGCUCCGGUUCAUGUGCAAGGGCUGUGGAUUUGAGUUUUAUUUCUAUUCUGUGUUUCAAACGAAUCUGUUUCUUGUGAUGUUUUCAUGUCUUCUUCAUUCACUUUAUUGAGUUUUUUUAAAAUGCUUUCAUUACAUCGCUGUAUUAAACGAUUCAGUGUUUUUUUAUUUAAGAGCAGAUGCCAUUCUGAUGUUGAACGUUUAUGUGGGAAGUUGAUUUGUAAUGUUCUGUAAGCCAUCUACCUCCGUCUUCACAGUAAACCACUACACUAAACAACUUUUCUUGAUAGUGUUACAUCAUUUAACACAAGCAGCACACUGCCUCAGACACACAAUAUUUAUCACAAUAAUGGAGUUUCAUAAACACAAGAUCUGGACUGUUGUCCUUCUCGAAUAAGAAACAGAUUUGUGAUCUGACUGACAGGGUUGAAGUUCUGCUUUAUUCCAUUGAAAUGUUUGUUUACAGACUUUGAUCUGAGUUUAGAAACGGUUCAUGCUGCUUGUUUGUUUGUUGUUGUUUCUCUAUGAACUCGCUCAGACGUUCCUGAAGUGUUUUUGAAAUGGUGUCGAUGCUCAUAGUGACACAUAAGCAUAAGUCAUGUUUUUCUCAUCUGAAGUAUUUUAAAGUGCCUCUUGUAAGCGUUACGGAUGUUUAUCAUGAUGACAUCAUCAUUCAGCAAUAGCGUCCAGUCUCAUUUCAAAGCUGUCGGCCUGUUGAGAUUUGUUUUCUUUUAUUGAUGUUGUUUUAUGUAUUUGCAGCAAAGAUGAUCUGAGUGAUGUGGAUGAUGUGUGGAAUAACUCACAGGACGGUGACAUUAACAAAGUGUGUUUGAAUGAGGAUAAGAGAUGAGGACUUUCAGAUUGUGUGUUGUUGUGUGUUUAAACUCUGUGAAACUGUCAUGGCUGUGGACUGUUGUUGUUUACUGACACGAUGACAUGUGAGAUGUUGCAUGAAUAUCAUGGAUCUGAACAUGAAGAUACGGAUCAGUUUAACUCUGCCGAGUCAAGCCGUGUACAUUCACCCGUGUCUCAGAGAGAGAUUUCUGUCAUUUUUAUUUCUAAGAGGUGAAUACAAAGAAUAUUCAAACUGUUUACUGACUUAUUCGUUUUAAUAAAUGGCAAUAAAGCUCUGGAUUAAACAUGACAUUGACGUCUAAAUAAAUAAUGGUUUGGACAGAAUGUUA